Molecule: messenger RNA, 1708 nt
Organism: Magnolia sinica
Lineage: Eukaryota; Viridiplantae; Streptophyta; Magnoliopsida; Magnoliales; Magnoliaceae
Product: putative F-box protein At5g55150
Exons: 2
Coding region: 346-1581 (411 amino acids)
Molecular function (GO): protein binding
Source: RefSeq, a predicted model, not a curated record
AUAUGUUCAUAAGAAUGUCUCAACGGUUCUCACUGAAUCCCUCCUGUUUCCUCUCGUGUGGCCCACUUGAGUCCUGGAUCCACCUAAUUUUGUCCUAAAAUUAGCUUGCAAAACGGAUGAACGGAGUAUAUUUCCCAAAAACAUGGUGGUGGGCCCACUCUACAUCCUUGCGCGGGAUCUUCCUGCGAAAGGCUUUCGCUGGAAAUCCGCGUCCUAGUGGACGCAAACACCUGUCCGCCCAAAUACUUUAGUUCGAUUCUUUCGAUACACAAGGCAAAAUUCCGGCUGAUUAGUCGUUCCCUGAAAGAAGGUUAAUUUGCUGCUGUAUUUUCAAGAUCAUUGGAGAUGAGUUGGGCAAACCUUCCAGAAGACAUCUUGGGGUUGAUACUGAAUCAUCUGCCAUACAUCGACCAUAUCCAUGUUGGUGCUGUUUGCGUUUCUUGGCACUCAAUGGUAGAGAAGAAGGUGUAUUGUCCAGCCCGACAACUUCCAUGGCUGAUGCUCUUCGGCAACCUAGAGAGUGAAUCUUGUUGUUUCUACAGCCUAUCCGACAAUAAGGUUAGGACGCUCAACCUACCAGAGUUUCGUGGGAUGCGGUGCAUCGGAUCCUCUGAUGGGUGGCUGGUAACUCUCAAUGAGAGUGGUGACAUCAGUUUGUGGAACCCCUUCUCAAGAGCUAAGAUCCAACUCCCAUCACUCAAGCAGUUUCCGAGUCUGUUGAAUUGGAGUCGACGCUCAUUCCAGUUUGUGGUUCCAAUGGUCAGAGAUGAAGACAUAGUAGCAGAAAAUGCAUGGGUUGCCCUUCCACCAAAGUUUCAAUAUCUUGCCGAAAGAGUACCAUUUCCUAAAGAUGCAUCCGCCGAGUACAAGCAAAAAAAUGUGCACGUCUCCCUUAUACGUAAGGUGGUCGUGUCAACACAACCUGGUGAUUUUGCAGUUAUGAUCAUCCAUGGUCACAAGGAGGAACUCUCAUUUUGUAGACUUGGAGACAAGUCAUGGACUACAUUCCCACGACUAGUCCAAAAAGUCCACCGAGACAUCAUAUUUUAUAAAGGUAGAUUCUAUGUAGUGAGUUUUAUGGGAUUUGUUAUAGCUUGGGAUGUUUUCAGCACUUCUCCUAGGGCCAUGGAAAUUCAUUUGAGAAAGCCACCCACAAAAUAUGAAAGGAAGUGCCUAGCAGAGCUUGCAGGGGAUUUGUUGCUUGUAAUACGGUACUAUGACAAGAGUAGGGAUGAGUGUGAUGCAUAUGCAAAGCGGAUACAAAAAACAACUAGAUUUGAAGUCUUCAAGCUCGAUCAUAGUGGGUCAAUGUGGACUAAAAUAACAAGCUUAGGUGACCAUGCGCUGUUCAUUGGUGGUUCUCAAGCAAUUUCAUGUUCGGCUCGCAGCUUCUCUGACUGCAGAGCGAAUUCUAUCUAUUUUUGUGACGACAUGUGGGAUGUGUGCGUAGAAGAAUCUCCCCCAUGGGGACAUGAUUUGGGUAUAUUCAACCUAAAAGAUGGAAGCAUUGAUCGAUAUUAUGGUAUCGAAUCUUGGGUAAUUAUGCUCCAAUCUUUUUGGUUCACACCUAAACCUUUCUAGUAUGUAUAUUUGACAAAGUUUAGGAGUUAAAAAGAGUUAUUAUAUUCGCAGUUGUAUUUUGCUACCAUAUAAAGUUACUCAUAAUUUAUUUUAUUCUUUUGAAUGGAUUUAUCAUAGUUUGUUUGGU